AUGGCACAAUUUAAAAAGCGUUUGGAAAUGAGAUCUGCUACGGAUUUGAUUCCACUGACUCAAAUUUAUGACGAGGAAGCACGCAAUUUUCCAGAAUCAGCCUCAAAUUACACUAAACAUUCGGCUGAGAGUUUUAUGAGAAGGGCAAGGACAUUGUCACUUCCAAUGAUUCCCGAGACCUUAAGUGAUUUGGCCAAUCAGUUUAUAGCCGGAAAUUUAAACAGAUAUAGUGUUGAUGGGGAAGUAGUUUAUAAAGGUUGUGUACAGGAUACAAAUGGCAAACAUUCUAUAGUAUUUGCAUCACAGUCUCUGAUAACUAAUGCUCUUACUAUGUGUAAGCGAGAAUUACAUGCUGAUGCCACUUUUAGAAUAGUUCCUUCAAAGCCUAAAUGUUACCAACUUUUGACAUUACAAUGUAUAAUAGAAAAUCAUAAUAUACCACUAGUUUAUGCUUUGAUGGAGUCCAAGAAGAAAUGUAGUUACCAAGCUGUGUUAAGUUACAUUAAAACUCAACUUCUACCACACUUCAACCCCCGUAAAAUACUAACUGAUUUUGAAACUGGAUUGAGUAAAACAUUGCAAGACAACUUUCCUUUUGCGAGACGGAUUGGUUGCUGGUUUCAUCACAACCAAGCAGUGUGGAAGAAGAUGAAAAGUCUUGGGUAUUUAAAUUUGGUGAAUGAAAAUCGACAUGCUCUUAAAACAUUAAGACGCAUUAUGGUGCUACCAUUGUUACCUGGAGAUAAAAUCGAUCAAGGCCUAAGAUCUGUAAAGAGAUAUGCACGAAGAAAUGAUAUUAAUAUGAACCUACUAUUUGAUUAUUAUGAAAGGUUUUGGAUUGCCAAAGUAGGAUGUAAUGUAUUAUCUGUUCAUAAUCAACCUAGGAGAACAAACAACCAUCUAGAAUCAUUUCACAAUAAGUUGAGAUAUUCCUUUGGAGUGGCACACCCAAAUCUGUGGACAUUUCUUAAUAAGUUGUGUAAUUUAAUGCAAGGUACAUCGAUCGUAGUAAACCAACUAUCGAAUGGGCUGAAUCCCACAAGGAAUUCAAGAGGAAAAUUUAUUGCUAAUGGUGUAAAAAUAAAAUAUGCUACUCAACAACCACAUCUUGGUCUCAUUAACAUAGAAGAAUUUUUGAAACGUUGUUCGUAUUCCGUGGCAUCAUACGAAGAACGAUUAAGAAAUUUUUCACUUAACAUAACAUAUGACAAUGAAAAUGAAGAAUACUAUGGAAUUCAAGAACAAGAAGAUAACAAUCAAGAACCAGAAGAUGUAUUAAUUGAGAGCGAUAAUGAAAGCUACAAUAGACCAGUUAGUGACGAUGAAACCGAUGAAUUAGGGACAAUAGAUGAUGGUGACCAUGAAUUUGACAAUAUCCUGAACGUUAAUGAACCAAAUGAUCUUGGAAUUGAAGACAAUUUUCAGGCAGAAAAUGUAGAUGAUGGCCCUCUGUUAGAAAAUAUAGAUGAUCAAAUGGUGAACAUUCAACAAAAUGAAAGUGGCAACCAACAGGACAAUGAUUGGAAUGAAGAAGAUUUUAUUAUUGAAGAGGAAUUAGAUCCUGAUAUGAUACGGAUGAUGGAAACUGACCAUAGAAUAAGAAUGUUGGAAAUAGAAAAUUUACCAUUUUUUCAGGUUCCGUCUGUUCUUCCUCCAAUUACCAACUCUGAUCGAAUGUGUGUAGUUUGCUCUAUUUCAGAGAAAACGCAUGCGUUCAUACCAUGUGGACACAUAGCUGUGUGUGGUGAUUGCCUAAUAUUAUUAGACCCGCAACGCUGUCCAUUAUGUAACCAGCAAUUUACAGCAUUUUUAAGAAUUUGGUCAUAA
Macrosiphum euphorbiae (potato aphid) is the source of this 1827-nucleotide messenger RNA. The record is from the annotation of a GenBank genome assembly. NCBI's taxonomy places the organism in Eukaryota, Metazoa, Arthropoda, Insecta, Hemiptera, Aphididae.